CACUUCAUGUGUCCAUAGUCAGCGCCGGCGGUUGUGCAUUAUCACACUUCAUCAUCCCACUGGGACUCUAAAGAAUGCUGAUGGGAGAACUAUUUUCCUGCUUCUCAAAUUGUUGAGCUGGUUGCCAUGAUGGAUGAUCAGCAAGCUUUGAACUCGAUCAUGCAAGAUUUGGCUGUCCUUCAUAAUAAGGCUAGUCGACCAGCAUUAUCAUUACAGGAAACCAGAAAAGGAAAAUCUUCAUCACCAAAAAAACAGAAUGAUGUCCGAGUCAAAUUUGAACAUAGAGGAGAAAAAAGAAUCCUUCAGUUCCCCAGACCAGUUAAACUGGAAGAUCUGAGGUCUAAAGCUAAAGUUGCCUUUGGACAGUCUAUGGAUCUACACUAUACCAAUAAUGAGUUGGUAAUCCCAUUAACUACCCAAGAUGACUUGGACAAAGCUGUGGAACUACUGGAUCGUAGUGUUCAUAUGAAGAGCCUCAAGAUAUUACUUGUAUUAAAUGGAGGUACACAGGCUGGUAAUUUAGAACCGUUGCCAUCACUAGAUGAUUUGGACAAUACAGUAUUUGGAGCAGAGAGGAAAAAACGGCUUUCUGUAAUAGGUCCCAGUAGUAGAGAUAGAAGUUCCCCUCCCCCAGGAUACAUUCCAGAUGAAUUACACCAGGUGGCCCGGAAUGGGUCAUUUACCAGUAUCAACAGUGAAGGAGAAUUCAUUCCAGAGAGCAUGGACCAAAUGCUGGAUCCAUUAUCUUUAAGCAGCCCUGAAAAUUCUGGCUCAGGAAGUUGUCCAUCACUUGAUAGUCCUUUGGAUGGAGAGAGCUAUCCAAAAUCACGAAUGCCUAGGGCACAGAGUUACCCAGAUAAUCAUCAGGAAUUUUCAGCAGACUAUGAUAACCCUAUCUUUGAGAAAUUUGGAAAAGGAGGAACAUAUCCAAGAAGAUAUCAUGUGUCAUAUCAUCAUCAAGAAUAUAAUGAUGGUCGUAAAACCUUCCCAAGGGCUAGACGGACUCAAGGGACCAGCUUCCGGUCUCCUGUGAGUUUCAGUCCUACUGAUCAUUCCUUAAGCACUAGUAGUGGAAGCAGUAUCUUUACCCCAGAGUAUGAUGAUAGUCGAAUAAGAAGAAGAGGAAGUGACAUAGACAAUCCUACUUUGACUGUAAUGGACAUCAGCCCACCUAGCCGUUCACCUCGAGCUCCAACCAACUGGAGAUUGGGCAAACUGCUUGGCCAAGGAGCCUUUGGCAGGGUCUACCUCUGUUAUGAUGUCGAUACAGGAAGAGAGUUGGCUGUUAAGCAAGUUCAGUUUGACCCUGAUAGCCCUGAGACAAGCAAGGAAGUAAACGCACUUGAAUGUGAAAUUCAGCUGUUGAAAAACUUGCUGCAUGAACGAAUUGUUCAGUAUUAUGGCUGUUUGAGGGAUCCCCAAGAGAAAACACUUUCCAUAUUUAUGGAGUAUAUGCCAGGGGGCUCAAUUAAGGACCAAUUAAAAGCAUAUGGAGCUCUUACUGAGAAUGUGACUAGGAAAUACACUCGUCAGAUUCUGGAGGGUGUUCAUUAUUUGCACAGUAAUAUGAUUGUCCAUAGAGAUAUCAAAGGCGCAAAUAUCCUGCGAGAUUCAACAGGCAACGUCAAACUAGGAGAUUUUGGGGCCAGCAAACGGCUUCAGACUAUCUGUCUCUCAGGGACAGGAAUGAAGUCCGUUACAGGCACACCAUACUGGAUGAGCCCUGAAGUAAUCAGUGGAGAAGGCUAUGGCAGAAAAGCAGAUAUCUGGAGUGUAGCCUGUACUGUGGUAGAAAUGCUAACUGAAAAGCCACCUUGGGCUGAAUUCGAAGCAAUGGCUGCCAUCUUUAAAAUCGCCACUCAGCCAACAAACCCGAAGCUGCCACCUCAUGUCUCAGACUAUACUCGAGACUUCCUCAAAAGGAUUUUUGUAGAGGCCAAACUGAGACCUUCAGCUGAGGAACUCCUAAGGCACAUGUUUGUGCAUUAUCACUAGCAGCCAAUAACCUCUCCUGUGCCUCCACCCAGCUCCCAUCUGUUUAUUACCUUCUCUCUGACUGCACUUUUGUUGUUUAUAAAAAGAGAGAUGGGGGAGAAAAAAAGACAAGAGGGAAAGUGUUUCUCUUGAUUCUUGGUUAAAUUUGUUUAAUAAUAAUAGUAACUAAAUUUUUUAUAUUUAAUCUUUUUUUUUCCUUACAAGAACUUGAAACUUUUUUUUAAAUUUUUUUUUUUAUAAUGUACUGAUGUGGUUCAGAGAGAUAAAGCACUUUAGUACAUAGUCACUCUUUUUAGUACAAAAAAAUCAUUUGGAAUACCUAAAGAUUGUAGUCUUUCCCUUUAUCACUGACAUAAUGGUGGUGAUGGGGAGACAUGGAAAAUAAGGAGAAGAAUAUGAUGUAUAAUUGGUAGUUUUUAGUGAUAGUAUUUAAAAUAGAUCCUCAUUUGUGGGGUUGAGCCCUAAACUUGAGUUUAGGGUAGGUACUCAACUUAAAGAAAUAUAGAUUCCUUCUUAUAUCUAUAUUCUUUAGAUCCUAACCUCUGUCAACCAAGUUUUUUGCUCAGUAGUAAUCUUGAUAGAAGAUAUGAGUCUCUUAAGAGGUAUGUUUGUUAAUUCUAACCAGUAUAGUAAACAAAUACACUAUAGUAGGUCCAUGAUACUGGAAUCUAUAAACCUUGAGGGAUAACUUUGUGCUUAAAAAUUUUUUUUAUUUUAAAGCAGAUACAGGAAGUCAAUGAGCCUACUCAAGUAAAAGAAGGAGAUUGCUAUUGUCUCUCAUUAAACAUAAGAGCAGUAAAGGAGACCAUGUUGACCAAUAAUCAGAAAUCAUGAUAAAAAGCAGUAAAUGUUGCUUAGUAUAUUUUAAACUAUGUUCUUUACUUGAGGGAGAAAGCCCCAAAAUUAAGGAAAUGGAGAAAUAAUGAAAAUCAUGUGUAUUAUGUUCCUAUUUCCAGCUUCUGGUUCCCCAUAGAUAAUAUUCUUUAGGAACUAAGAGUUCAGCCCAGAGUAUCCAUUGUUAAAGCUAGUGUCAUGAGAUAAAACCCUUGUUCUUGGGAUCACAGAAUACUAAAGCACCUCAAAAAUAUAUGUAAAAACAAUGGUUGUCAACAGUGGAGCAGGGUUCAUUUCACUUGGCAUUUGGCAGUGCCUAGAGACAGUGUGAGUUGUCACAACUGGGAGGAUACUACUGGCAUCCAGUGGGUAGAGACCAGGGAUGCUGUUGAAUAGUCUACAGUACACAAGGACAGUACCUCCCUUUUCCCAGAAUUUCUUGCCCAGAUGUCAAAAAUGCCAAGGCUGAGAAACCCUGAUGUAAAGAUCAGUUCUAGUUACAAACUGAAAACAGCCAUUUACAAAGCAGUAAAUACAAAAAAAGUAAAUUUCAAAGAGAAAAUGGCGUAAUGUAAAUGAGGGUUUUAUGAGCAGAUACUGCUACUUUUAAUAAAGAGUGAAUGAUCUCAAUAAACAAUAGAUAACAAUAACUUCCUUACCAGCUGUAUAUCGUACUCAAGUCAGCAAUUCUUCCACUUUAGAAACGUGAUGAAUUUGAUGAAUUUGAAUAUCAAGCCUUUUGAACUCAGCUGUCUGUAUAUGUUCUUUCCUUAAAAGUUAAUUUGUAAUCGUGGGUAAAGAAAAGAUACUAAAACAAAGUGUUAACUAUAAUACAGGGAGGUUUAAAAAACUGCCAGAUAUUUUUAGUAUAAUGUAUCCACUGAGAACAAACUGAAAGGUGCAGCUGGAAAGGUCCUACUAUCUCUAGUGGGAUUGUCUAUUGAAAAACAUGAAACUAUCAGUAGUUGGACCACUGGCAGUUUUUCAGCAUAUUAAAGUAAGUGCUGAGUACUUUAUUUUAAAGGUCUAGAAAGUAGUAAGUCUUCCUGGUGGCUCUGAAUACAAAGCCUUUCAUGGGAUUUAUAAGGGACACAGGUAUUCUUUUUUUCUGCCAAAAGAUAUGCUCAUUUAGGGCCUCUUCCAAAAUAAUUUGUUUCUGAAGUUAGUUAAAUCUUGGUUUACUGUGUCAAAGUCCUACCCUGUAAGAGUUUUUGAAAUCCCCCCAGCCAGUCUGAGAAGUCAAAGCACAAAAUUGCCAGUGCUUCUCCCAUACCCUUCAAAUAAAAGGAAGCAGCUUGCAAGGAAAAACAAUUAGGUGCCCCCUGCUCCUACCCCCAAUCCUGGUUAAUAAACUGCCAACUCUUGUGCUGGA
Molecule: messenger RNA, 4201 nt
Organism: Tupaia belangeri chinensis (Chinese tree shrew)
Lineage: Eukaryota; Metazoa; Chordata; Mammalia; Scandentia; Tupaiidae
Gene: MAP3K2
Product: mitogen-activated protein kinase kinase kinase 2
Exons: 17
Coding region: 127-1995 (622 amino acids)
Biological process (GO): protein phosphorylation
Molecular function (GO): ATP binding; protein kinase activity; protein binding
Source: RefSeq, a predicted model, not a curated record